This is a messenger RNA of Seriola aureovittata, 1472 nucleotides long. RefSeq names its product RWD domain containing 2B (gene rwdd2b). Gene Ontology annotation, molecular function: protein binding. NCBI's taxonomy places the organism in Eukaryota, Metazoa, Chordata, Actinopteri, Carangiformes, Carangidae. The transcript is spliced from 4 exons. Bases 312 to 1214 code for a protein of 300 amino acids. The record is from RefSeq and is a predicted model, not a curated record.
AGGUAGAGGUGUAGUGAAGUUAGUGUUAAACUAGGCUGCAUUUUCAGCUUUCUAAACACAGCUUAUAUAUAAAUAUCUAUCAUUACCUUUUCAGUCUUGACGAGAGUUUUCUAUGGCAAGUUAGAUUUUCUUUAGUGCUGAUGACUAGAAAAGAAACGUGUCGUUUGUUAGCAUUUGUUAAUUUGUUAAAUGACAGGUGAUAAUAUAUUUGACUGUGGACAGAAAACUGUUUGAUAUUAUAUAUAUGAUAUACAUAUAUUAUAUAUUUUUUAUGUAUAAGAAGAUCGACGUUUUAGCUCGCCGUUAUCAGCAUGUCUUACUUGGAGUGGGCUGAGUCUCAGCUUGCAGAGAUAGAGCUGCUGACCAGUAUGUUUCCUACCCGGGAGGAGCUGGAGCUCACAGACCAGCUGGCACUAGCUGAGCUGAGGGACUAUGUGGAGGGCUCAGCUUCUGCAGACACCCCUCCUCCCUCCAGACCCCAGUUUCUUAUCAAGCAGAAGCUCGACACUGCAAACAUGGGGAUGACGGAUGUAAUUCUGUCCUGUGCUUAUCCAUCUGAAUAUCCCAGUGUGAUGCCAGAGAUAACGGUCCGGUGUGGCGGUCUCAGCAGAGCCCAGCAGACACAGAUUCAUGCAGAUCUCAAUGCAUUCCUUAUGGAAAACUGCCAGGGGGAAGUAUGUGUGCUCUCUGCUGUGGACUGGGUGAAAGACAACCUGCAGCUCUUCAUCAGUAGGAGCUUAUCAGCAGCACCAGCUCCUGUGAAAGAGUCCUCUUCUCCACGAUCCGAGGAAGUGUUCAGCAGACUGUGGAUCUACAGUCAUCACAUCUACAACAAGACAAAGAGGAAGAACAUCUUGGAGUGGUCCAAGGAGCUGGGCCUGUCGGGAUUUAGCAUGCCUGGGAAGCCUGGUAUUGUGUGUGUGGAAGGUCCUCAGUCCGCCUGCGAGGAGUUCUGGUCCAGAGUGAAGGUUCUGACAUGGAAGAAGAUCAUGAUUCGACAUAGAGAGGAUAUUCCCCUUGAUCGUCAGGGAGAGGACAGCAGGACUGUUGAAAGUAUAGACUCCCUGCGCAAAUUCACAGGCUUUGAAGAAGCAAUGUUCGACCCCCAUGGGAACAGAGGUAAUCACAUGGACCUUGGGCAACUCUACCAGUUCUUAAAUGAAAAAGGCUGUUGUGACGUCUUUCAGAUAUAUUUCGGCAUUGAAGGGAGGUAGAGAAUAAAUGUACAUAUGGGUUUGACUGGUGCCUUGUCAUUGAUGUAACUUCUCUUGAAAAAUCACUCUGGUGCAUUCAUUACCGUUGUACUUUUUUGUUUGUUUGUUACACACGCAAGCACACAAAUGGAUUGCUGAGCACAUGGUCACAUGUGCCCGAUAAACUGAAAUAAAUGAACCCACCUUUUUAUGGAAGAUUCUCAGUUGAUACACCUGGGACCUCAUUCGAAUAAAAGACAGAACAUUUCUGCAAUUUUA